This is a messenger RNA of Ceratosolen solmsi marchali, 920 nucleotides long. RefSeq names its product Fibroblast growth factor receptor 1 oncogene partner 2. The coding region runs from base 207 to 845 and encodes 212 amino acids. The transcript has 4 exons. Lineage: Eukaryota; Metazoa; Arthropoda; Insecta; Hymenoptera; Agaonidae. The record is from RefSeq and is a predicted model, not a curated record.
GAUAGCCGUACGUUAAAAUUGUCAUAGCGGCAACGCUGCAUUGACUCUCAUCGCGAUUCCGCCAUCUUGGGUGCGGGCAAAUCUAACCUCAAUAAUCGUAAGGUACAGGGGCAACGACAACAUCGUCGUAACGUUAAAAUAAGCGAUCAUUUUCAUAUUUCAGCCUACAUGAAUCUUUCAUCGUGAAAACUAGCGAAAGCGUCAGGAUGGCUCUCACCAUCGAACAAAUCAUUCUGGACGCUGGUAAGCUGGUGAAUGAGAUAUCGACGCAGGAGAGCACUGCCGACGGCUUAAUAUGUAAGAUACAAUCCGUCUGCAAUCAAAUAGACAGUAUGAAGCAGUAUCAAGAGGAGUUGAAGAACCUGAAUGCUCAAACCAAUCAGAAGCCUAAAAGUGAGAUUAUCGAGCAUUUUCAAAAAAUAGACGAUGGAUAUUUUAAAGAAUUGCGAGCCGAAAAUAAAGAUUUACGGCUUGCGCUGGAAGACUAUCAGAAAGCGCUGGAAUUAAUAAUGUCCAAAUACAGGAAGCAUACCGCUUACUUUCUCAAACAGUCCAAAUCAAAUCCAUCGGCCACAACGAAUACAAAUUGCUGUUUGCAAUAUAAUCAUUGUAAAUGUAUUAAUACCAUAAAUACCCAAGCUAAGAAGAUCGAUGAAAUGGCAACGAUAAUGAGAACAGCCACCCAACUCAACAAAGAUAACGAACUGAGAUGUCUGGAAACUCUGGUUCGAUUAAAGGAAGAAAAUACGGGAUUACGGGAAAUACUAGACAUGACCAAGAAAUAUGGCUACUUAAAAAAGGAUACUAUUGUAGAAAGUAAAACCGUUCAGACAGACGACUUGUAAAGUAUACGCCAGAGUGUCUAUAAAUAUUUUGAAAUUUUCAUACUUAUUAAUGAUCAUUAGUUAUCAAUAACAAAU